ACCAUCCCUACACCGAAGGCUGAAAAAACUUUUAGGGUUUAGGCCAUGGUGUGCUUCUGUUUUCUAGUGGACCAAACAAGGAAGGUGAGGAGGAGCAAGCCGGCGGCCGGAACAUGCUCCCGGUGCGGCAGCGGAGCGAGCGUGGCGGAUAUGAGGACGGCCACCAGGUUUUGCCACGUGCCUUUUUAUUGGAAAUCUUGGAAGGCUAUCAUGUGUACAUUCUGCGGAGCUAUUCUGAAAUCUUAUCGAUGAGUUUGUAUUAAGGCAUGGGUACUUUUGCUUCGUCUUAGUAUGAAAAAAAAAACUUGGAUUGUAUUGAUGGAGGCCCCGAAGCUUUCUGGAUAUGAUGAAAGUUGAUGGAAGAGUCUUUGUAUAUUAAUGGAAGCUCAAGGUUGGGUUUUGAGUGA
Molecule: messenger RNA, 407 nt
Organism: Vitis riparia (riverbank grape)
Lineage: Eukaryota; Viridiplantae; Streptophyta; Magnoliopsida; Vitales; Vitaceae
Exons: 1
Coding region: 46-252 (68 amino acids)
Source: RefSeq, a predicted model, not a curated record